Raphanus sativus (radish) is the source of this 871-nucleotide messenger RNA. Its product is annotated as endoglucanase 14-like. Gene Ontology annotation, molecular function: hydrolase activity, hydrolyzing O-glycosyl compounds. The record is from RefSeq and is a predicted model, not a curated record. The transcript has 2 exons. Gene Ontology annotation, biological process: carbohydrate metabolic process. Bases 1 to 822 code for a protein of 273 amino acids. Lineage: Eukaryota; Viridiplantae; Streptophyta; Magnoliopsida; Brassicales; Brassicaceae.
AUGACUCAUGGGGCUAAUUAUGGAGAAGCUCUCACGAACACUCUUUUGUACUUCGAAGCUCAACGCUCUGGAAAAUUGCCGUCGGACCAAAGAGUUAACUGGAGAGGAGAUUCUGCACUUACAGACGGUUCUGAUGUCGAUGUUAAUCUCACUGGAGGGUACUAUGAUGCUGGAGACAACAUGAAGUUUGGAUUGCCAAUGGCGUUCACGACGACAAUGCUAGCAUGGAGCAGUAUAGAGAUGGAAUCGGAGCUUAAGGCUCAUAACGAGUCCCAAAACGUCAUUGCAGCUAUCAAAUGGGCCACUGACUAUCUCAUCAACGCCCACCCUGUGCCCAAUGUUCUUUACGGACAAGUGGGAGACGGGAUCGCUGACCAUGCCUGCUGGAUGAGACCAGAGGAUAUGACAACUCCGCGUCCUUCUUACCGUAUUUAUGAGCAGCAACCAGGUGCUGACCUAGCAGGCGAGACAGCUGCAGCUAUGGCUGCAGCGUCAAUAGCCUUUGGCUCAUAUGAUAAAGACUAUUCCGCAGAACUUCUUCGUCACGCAUCUGAACUAUUUGAAUUCGCCAAGGCUCACCCCGGCGUCUACCAAAGCUCCAUACCUUACGUAAGUCCCUUCUACAAUAGCAGCGGAUACGAAGAUGAGUUAUUAUGGGCCGCGGCUUGGCUCCACCGCGCCACUAAUGACCAGAUUUAUCUCGACUAUUUAAAUGAAUUUGAGGGUACCGGAGGUCCAAGGACUGUUUUUGCAUGGGAUGAUAAAUUCGUGGGUGCACAAGUAUUGAUGGCCAGGGUAGGUUUCUAUGUUUAUUUUCAUUAACUUGUGUGACAAGAAACAAACAAAACUUUUUUUUUGUUGCUGCAAAUGC